Molecule: messenger RNA, 1646 nt
Organism: Leptidea sinapis
Lineage: Eukaryota; Metazoa; Arthropoda; Insecta; Lepidoptera; Pieridae
Gene: AP-1mu
Product: AP-1 complex subunit mu-1
Exons: 2
Coding region: 166-1434 (422 amino acids)
Biological process (GO): vesicle-mediated transport; intracellular protein transport
Cellular component (GO): clathrin-coated vesicle; clathrin adaptor complex
Molecular function (GO): clathrin-cargo adaptor activity
Source: RefSeq, a predicted model, not a curated record
GGUCGUCGCCUCACUGUUACACCUGGAUUUUUGCACAUAAUUAUUGAGAGAUUAGUAUAGAUAUUUAAAGAGUUAUGUAGUGUUUCGAAUGGAUAUGUAAUCGAUUUUCUCUAUAGAUUUUUCAGGAAUUAAAUAUUAAACCUUGUAGAUUAUUUCAGGUUCAAAAUGUCGUCAUCUGCAAUAUACAUAUUGGAUGUCAAAGGUAAAGUCCUAAUUUCGAGGACCUAUCGUGGCGAUGUGGACUUGAGUGUCAUUGAUAAGUUUAUGCCUCUGUUGAUGGAGAAGGAAGAAGAAGGCAUGUUAACUCCACUAUUACAGACCAACGAAUGUACUUUUGCAUAUAUAAAGACCAACAACUUGUAUAUUGUAUCUACUUCCAAGAAAAAUGCAAAUAUUGCAUUAGUAUUUGUAUUUUUGUAUAAGAUUGUUGAAGUUAUGAGUGAAUAUUUUAAAGAACUUGAGGAGGAAAGUAUCCGUGAUAAUUUUGUUGUAAUUUAUGAGCUCCUUGAUGAAUUGAUAGAUUUUGGAUAUCCCCAGACCACAGAUAGCAAGAUACUACAAGAGUAUAUAACUCAAGAGGGUCACAAGUUGGAAAUGCAACCUAGAAUUCCUAUGGCAGUCACAAAUGCUGUGUCAUGGAGGUCAGAAGGUAUAAAAUAUCGCAAAAAUGAAGUAUUUCUUGAUGUCAUUGAAUCAGUUAAUUUAUUAGCUAACUCAAAUGGAAAUGUACUACGCAGUGAAAUAGUGGGAGCUAUAAAAAUGAGAGUCUACUUGUCUGGAAUGCCAGAGCUUCGUCUUGGUUUAAAUGAUAAGGUUCUAUUUGAAAGUACUGGCCGCGGGAAGUCAAAAUCAGUUGAAUUAGAAGAUGUAAAGUUCCAUCAAUGUGUGAGGCUUUCCAGGUUUGAGAAUGACAGGACUAUUUCAUUUAUUCCACCAGAUGGUGAGUUUGAACUGAUGUCAUACAGGCUAAAUACUCAUGUGAAGCCUCUCAUUUGGAUCGAAUCUGUUAUUGAGAGACAUGCUCAUUCAAGAGUAGAGUAUAUGAUCAAAGCUAAGUCACAGUUCAAAAGACGUUCAACUGCUAAUAAUGUUGAGAUAAUUAUACCAGUCCCUGCUGAUGCAGACUCACCAAAAUUUAAAACAACUAUUGGUAGUGUAAAGUAUACGCCUGAACAAAAUGCCAUAACUUGGUCAAUUAAAUCAUUCCCAGGUGGUAAAGAGUACUUAAUGAGAGCUCACUUUGGCCUACCCUCUGUGGAGUGUGAGGAAACUGAUGGCAAACCACCAAUCCAAGUCAAGUUUGAGAUACCAUACUUUACGACUUCUGGUAUUCAGGUCCGUUACCUAAAAAUUAUUGAGAAGAGUGGUUAUCAAGCAUUGCCAUGGGUCAGAUAUAUAACACAAAAUGGAGACUAUCAAUUAAGAACCAAUUAGUAUAUUAAGAGAUUUUUUGUUCGAUUAAGAUUAUUUUUGUUUUAAAUCAUCCUUAUUUCUACUCAAUUGAGUUAUAACUGAUUUUAAUGAAAAUUUUCUUAAGAACUAUGAAGUUUAUUGUUACAUUCCUUAUAUUUAUAACUAUGUGUAUUUUAAUUCAAUAAAGUAUUUUAACCUUUGUAUUUUGACAAAUUAAAUUGUUGUAAUCUAAA